This is a messenger RNA of Pelobates cultripes (western spadefoot toad), 23115 nucleotides long. Lineage: Eukaryota; Metazoa; Chordata; Amphibia; Anura; Pelobatidae. The record is from the annotation of a GenBank genome assembly.
UUUUUUUUUUGCUGACUGACCAAUCGUCACUGUCCUCUGACGUCACCGGCUAGCGGGGCCCAGAGCGACAGACAAAAAAAAAAAGGAAGACGUGGUUGUGGGAAUUUAAGAAGGAGACGAACCCUGUACCCGCAGACGGUGAGAUCGGGGGGUCCAAACGGAGAGAGGAGGAUGGGGUGCGGCGGCUUCACCUGCUACAAGAACGCGCUGUGUGCGCUGAACGUGGUGUACAUGGUGAGUGUGAGCCACAGCCUCCCCGGCCAGCAACGCAGGCCUCUCCCAGCCACAGGACUACAACUCCCAGCAUGCCAUGACUGGGGUGCCUUGCUGUGGGAUUCUGGGAAUUUGAUUUGGAGGCCGCAGUGUGCCUUUCUAGAGCAGGGCUAGGCAGCCUCUGGUACUCUAGAUGUUGUGGACUACAUCUCUCAUGAUGCCUUGCCAGCAUUAUCAUGAUGGCUGUAGCAGCAUUAUGGGAGAUGUAGUCCACAUAUGGAGUGCUGAAGGUUGGCUACCCCUGCCAUAGAUUAUAACCCAAUUAAUUCCCUCCCAGCAAGCCCUGCUACCCUGCUCCUGCCUGUCUGCCAGCCAUCCCAGUAGGGAGGCUAUCUGUGUGCUCCUUUUUUUUUUUAUUCCUUUCUGUAGUUGUAAUUUAUUUUAUUUAUUGUAACAAUCUUACUAUGCAAAUGGUUAUUCAUUGUGAGUUUAGUUUAUUAGGCCACAAUAGCUGAAUGUGUAUUCUGGCUUUCUGUGUUACCAAAGAAUUUGGAAUUUACUUUUGAAUUCCUGGUAAUUCACUGUUUGUUUUGUAAAUCAUAACGCAGACAGCACUCCAGGCUAUAGAAGGUGAAUUUAUUUGUGGGUUCACCACCUCACCAAAAUAAGCACAACGUUUCAGCUCCUCAGAGCCUUCAUCAUGAAUUAGGAGCCGAAACGUCGCAAUUAUUUUGGUGAGGUGGUGAACCCACGAAUAAAUUCACCUUCUGUAUCCUGGAGUGCUGCCUGUGUUUCUCUUCUUUGAUAUUACAUUGGUGGAUUUAGCGUUGUCCAUCCUACACACUGAUCGUCUCCUUGGCGGAAGGUCGGAGCAUAUGCGCAGGGCCUGAGUGCAGGGUAUUCUGUUUUUGUUGGACAGUUUAUAAAGGCCAGUCACUCCCAGCUUUAAAGCUCUACACAUUAUUUAAAGUAUUGUGGGGCAUAAUAAUGUUGACCCCUUUAACUCUUGUAGAACUACAAAGCCCUUGUUACUUAGCCAGCCUUAAAGGACCACUAUAGGCACCCAGACCACUUCAGCUUAAUGAAGUGGUCUGGGUGCCAGGUCCAGCUAGGUUUAACCAUUUUUUCUAUAAACAUAGCAGUUUCAGAGAAACUGCUAUGUUUAUAAAUGGGUUAAUCCAGCGUCUAGUGGCUGUCUCAUUGACAGCCGCUAGAGGGCUUCUGCGCUUCUCACUGUGAUUUUCACAGUGAGAAGACGCCAGCGUCCAUAGGAAAACAUUGUGAAUGCUUUCCUAUGGAUUGGCUGAAUGCGCGCGAGGCUCUUGCCGCGCAUGCGCAUUCAGCCAAAGAGGAGGAGAGCUCCCCGCCUGGCGCUGGAGAAAGAGGUAAGUUUAACCCCUUCUUCUCCAUCCAGCCUGGCGGGAGGGGGACCCUGAGAGUGGGGGCACCCUCAGGGCACUAUAGUGCCAGGAAAAUGAGUAUUAAAGGCAGCAAAACCAUUGUGUGAGUUGUUAGUUAUACAGUCAUUUUUUUUUUUUUUUUUUGCUUUGUUGCAACAUUCUUUGUAACUGUUUAUGACUAAGACAAUCAGUUUUCAUAAAGUAUACAGAUAUGAUUUCACUUUGAUUCGUGAUUCCUCAGUGAGAGGCAGUAAAUUAAAUUGUCCUUAAAAGCUGGAAUCAGUGAGUCAGGGUUAUCCAUUUAAAAAGAGCAUUUUCAGGAAUUCAAAGUAGUCAAACCGGAAUAAUUCUCCAAAUAAACUUUACUUCCAUUCUGCAAUUUUUGCGUGAAAUUUUAAAUUCGGUUAGAAUUUAUUUUCACUUUAGGAAAUAAACCUGUUUGUUUUAUUUCCCAGGAUUUAUUUCCCAGGAAUCCUGGAUCAACACAGUUACCAUCCACUUUAAAGGGUAACCCUAAAAACUAUGACCACAUAAGUGAUUUGAAGCAGUACUAGUCCCAGGAGUGUUAAUAUGCAGCAUUUUGCUAUAAAGCACUGUGCAUAUGAGUUCCAUUCAUUGUCAGUCAAUGAAUAGUCGGCAUCAGACCCAAAUAAGAGGGCAAUCGUUUGCAAAACAGUUUGCCCUGUUACCAGGCUAGGGUACUCCUGACAUCGUAAACUCUACAUCAGGCUGUAGUAGUUAUGAUGCUUGUAAUAACCCUCUAACUUUUGUAUCCUGUAAUGUUAUGUUUUAUUUCCAUGAAAUCACACAGACCUUUUAAAAUCCUCUGCAGAUUCUGAUAAAACAACCUUUUCAGGCAAGGCAUUCCAUAUUCUUAUCGUUCUUACUAUAUAAAAAAAAAAAAAAAAAAACCUCUUCCCUUUACAGUAAAGACAAUUUCCUUCCAGGUCUAAAAUAAUGAAGUUUUGUGGGUUUGUCCAUGUCUAAAUUCUGUAACAAUGGGGAUCCUGACAAAUACUUAACUGUUGGUGUGCAUUGAUGACUGGCUUGAGACUCACUGCUCUACUCUAUACAAUAGUCUGCAGUUUGGAUAAUUUUUCUUUAAAGAAUCCUAUCACUCCCAUAACGACGACAACUCAAUAUAGUUGUAAUAGAAACAGGAGUGUCCAGCUGGAGUCUUAAAGGAUCACUAUAUAGUGUCAGGAAAAAAAAAAUGUUUUCCUGACCCUGUCAUCCUUGGGGGACUCUCACCCUAAGGGUCCCCCUCCUGUGGCGCUGAAGGGGUUAAAACCCCUUCAGCAGCUUACCUUAAUCCAGCGCCGGGCUCCCUCCGCGCUGGUGACCUCUCCUCCCCCGCCGACGUCAGCUCCCGAGUGGAGCGGAGUGCGCGUCAAGAACCGCGCGCGCAUUCUAACAGUCCAUAGGAAAGCAUUUCUCAGUGCUUUCAUAUGGAGGUUCUGCACGCUGGAUGCAAAUUUUGCAUCCAGCGUUGCAGAAGUGCCUCUAGCGGCAGUCAGGAAGACAGCCACUAGAGGUUGGAUUAACCCUGCAAUGUAAACUUAGCAGUUUCUCUGAAACUAUGUUUGCAUCUGAAGGGUUAAAACCUGAGGGACCUGGCACCCAGACCACUUAAUUGAGCUGAAGUGGUCUGGGUGACUAGUGUCCCUUUAACAGUUUUUUACCCCCUAGUUUGGCUCCCGCACUGGAGUCUGCUGUACCACAGCUUCCUUACAUUCUGCUUCUGCAGUUUACGGACAGUUUAGUCUUUGCAGCUAGUGAUAGGCUCACACUGUAAAACCAUAUUGCCAUGCAAGGUUAGAUGGUUUUAGAAUGGUAAUGCUGAUGUGAGUCUUCUUCAUAAUCCAAGUGGCUGCAAACUGAUACGUUUGAGAAUGAGAGCCCAGGUUAUUGUUUGUGAUCACAAACAUUCAAAUAAUCUUGAGUGUUCAUGAAUUGUUUCCUUUUUGGUAUACAUGUAGCUUUUCUGGUUUUAAAUUUAAAAGCAAAGAGGGAUUGAUUGUAAACAAUAGGAAGAAGAUAUUAUGCAUGAAGCAGAUAUAUUGUGCUAGAAAAGUGUAUACUCUGUGAAUAUCUCCAAUCGCCCAGAGAUAGUGUUCAUAUCAAAACCCACUACCUCUCUUCGAAUAACUUUCAGUAAUGUAACUUCCUGCCUGUUCUGUUUUAGUAUUUUAGGUCACAUGACUGCAACUUUUAUUUACAGUGCAAGUGUAACCAUUCAAAGUGUUCCUCUGGUGGCUAAGAUUUGGUAUUGCAAGUGUGACUAUGCGUCAUGUGAUGCUGAAUGGAAAGCCAUAACCAUUCUACAUACUGUGCGAGAGACAUUGCAAGUGACCGUAUCUAAAACACUGCAUGUAGUUCUGCAUUAGCAGAAUACCAUUAUGGGCCUCUUUAAGGUAGUCGGGCACACACAGACUGUAAUUAUACGUGAAAAUUAAACGUGUGAAAAACAAAAUAUUAAAUAUAUCCACAGGUUCUUGGUAAAAUGGUUUAAUGAAAACUUCCAAGAUGCCCUUAAAACCCUAGGCAGUCUACUUUCUGCAAACCGGUAUAUUUAGUAUGCUUUUGAAUUAUGUGAUUGCUAUACACAUUGUAGUCUCAGCAGGCAAAAUUGUGCUAUGGUUUCACUUUAUAACUAUAAUUCACUCUUUGCAAGAUUUAUUAUAUGCCUUCCAAACAUUUAUUGAAAUCCUGGAUAUUUGAGGCAUUUAGCAGUCAGGACUAAUAAGUAAAUCAAAUCUUUAGUUGCAGUAGAUGUGUAGAUAUUAUUAUAAGCAAAGCAGGAGGUGGAGUGGGGGGACUGGGAGAGCCUGAUUACUAUAGAGUAAUCUGGUUUCUGCUGCAGGAAUCUGAAACACCCUGGAUGAAUAAAAAAUGGUUUUAUUUUCAAUCCAACAUUAACUUGCUUUACAGAUUUUUAUCUAUUGGUCUAUAAAUUGAAAGUUAAUCACAUACAUGAUUCUUUUGUAAGAUCUUGCAAGUUAUUAACUGUAACUGUGCAGGACGUAAGAAAUUCUAAACUGAACAGAAUUUGCAGUAAAGGAAGUGUAAACAUUAGAUCUCCCUUUACAGGAAGAGUUUAGGAAGGCUGUGUAAGUCACAUGCAGGGAGGUGUGACAUAAAUAUUAGAGAAUUGAACAGUGAAACUGCAGGCGCAUGAUAUGUACACCAAAACUGCUUCAUUAAGGUAAAGUUGUUUUGGUGACUAUAGUGUCCUUUCAACAUUCUAAAUAUGCUGAGAAAUAAAAAAUAUGCUGUAAAAAAUUAUAUAGUAAUAGCAAAUUAUACAAAUCCAUUAGAUUUGCCACUGCUAUUAAAGAGAGCAAGUCACCAGGGUAUAGGUCAUAGAGAUGUCAGCAGUUAAAAAAGCAGAACCCAACAGAUACUGCAUACACAUGACCUCGGAUUGUGUGUUUUCCAUCUAGUACAGCAAAUACAAACAGCCUUGUAUACACACUGUUUACUGGCAGCAUUGUUUGUGUUUUAUGCAUAGAUAAGUCCCUCAUUAGUAGUAGGGAACACUGAUUCUUCAAUAGAUUUCUAAACUAGAAUAUAGUAGUAAAUAUUCUGAUCUCUCAGUCUGUUAGAUGGCCUAAAAUGUAACAUACACUGAACAAAAUUAUAAACGCAACACUUUUUAGUUUUUGCCACAUUUUUCAUGAGCCAAACUCAAAGCUCUAAGACUUUUUUUUUUUUUUAUGUACACAAAAGGCCUAUUUCUCUCAUAUUGUUCACAGAUCUGUCUAAAUCUGUGUUAGUGAGCACUUCUCCUUUGACGAGAAAAUCCAUCCACCUCACAGGUGUGGCAUAUCAAGAUGCUGAUUAGACAGUAUGAUUAUUGCACAGGUGUGCCUUAGGCUGGCCACAAUAAAGGGGGGCAGUAUGGCUUCUGGGGAGACCAGUUAGGAGAGAGUUACAGUUUUAGAGAUUGAGUUUCAGAAAGCAGGAGGACAUCUAAUCAGAGAUAGAAGAGAGGCAAUUGGUGACACAUUGUAGGACAGCAGGCGAAAGGUCAGGGGAGAUGAUGUAUAUCUGGGUGUCGUUGGCAUACAGGUGGUAGUGGAAUCCAUAUGAAUUAAUGAGUUUGCUAAGCGAGGCAGUAUAGACAGAGAAAAAAAGGGGACCUAUUGUUCCUUACAAUAUAGUGCUGUGAAAAGCUAGUAAUAGUGUUAAAUACAUACAGAAAUAAUAUAAUAUGUAAUUUCAAUUAAAUAUUGACAGUUUUUCUAUAGUGUUAAAAGUGGAGUUUCUGUGUGGCUAAAAUAAUCGAUCAUGUUUUACUAUUUGGAGUUAAAGGAACACUCCAAACAUAUAAAGCUCUUCCGUUUGCUCCUGAUUAAAAUGCAUUUCAUUAUUAAAUCUGACUUUUGGCAUCAGCAAGUUAAGUAUGCCAUCACAGGACCGUUUGCAUCCAGUGCAUCUCUUGGAGAUGCAUUCGAUUUAAUGUUUCUUGUAGAGAAUAACUGCAUUGGCAAUUUCUGUAGAUUUCCUGCUGGUUCAAUCACUAGGCAAUAGUCCUUUUUAGCAGUCCUCAAGCUUUCACAACAGCAUGUGAUUUGGAAGAUGCAGCGUUUUGGCUGUGCAUGUGUACCUCGUCCCUAAUGCAUCUCUAUGAGAAGCAUUGGACUGGACAAGAUCGUGGAAGACAUUGGCAGGCAUGCAAAGACUGAGGUGGCGUUAAUGGCUUCAGUGGAGGAGUCUCAGCGCUGGAAAUUAGGUAAGUAACUUAGAAUUAAUUCUCAGUGUUAUUUUGUCUGCAUUUUAUGUGAUGUGUUGAAAUAAUGACUAACUGAAUAGGUUGCAUGUUACAAUUUAGAUUUUUAUUUUCAUUGUCAUUUGUUGUAUUAAUUUUUUAUUUUCUUAUUUUUUUUUGUCAUUUCAGCUGGUGGGCUUACUGCUGAUUGGCGUGGCAGCAUGGGGGAAAGGUUUCGGAAUAGUCUCAAGCAUUCACAUAAUUGGUGGAGUCAUCGCUAUUGGAGUUUUUCUUUUGAUAAUAGCAAUUAUUGGCUUAAUCGGAGCCGUUAGUCACCAUCAAGUGAUGCUCUUUAUUGUAUCCUUUGUCCUAGUGAAACAAAACUUGCAACAUAUAACUUGUACUGACAAAGGUUGUCAAGUGUUUGGUGGGGAGGGUGGAAAAAAGCUACAGUUUCUUCUCAAAAAUCCUCAUGUGUUCUGAGCCUCGUUUAUAAAGCAAAACAUUGUUUAAAUUGUGAGUUCUUUUAAGAAAUGUUUGUAUCCAUCUCCCCCUGAUUAUGUACCCAGAGCAUGUUGAAGUAGAUCUGUCCGUCAUGAAAGAAUCUAGUUUGCUCUAUGGUCUCACAAGCUCUUAAAUGAUUUGUAACGUAUUGUACUUUUAGGAAAGUCACCUACCAUAUACUACAGGUCCUACACACAUAGGCUGUCCAGAACUGAAAUGUCGGGCAGGUUCUAUCUGGCCAAAAAUACUGUAUCUUCACACAUUGUAUUGCCUUUCUUGAAACAAUAUAUUGUUUGAAGUAUAUGCUUUGCAGUGCUUUAUGCUGUUUUGCCUAGCAUUGCUCUUAUCCGUCAAAGCAAAAACAAUACAUUUUCUACCAUGUCUUAUAUGAAAGAUCAGGAUUCACUGCCCUUUUAAAAUUAUGCAUACAAAAUAUUUUUGCCAAGUCACAUGGUUAUGCACAUUAUAGGUACUUUCCAGACUGUAGUUGAAUUUCACCAACAUUUUUAUGAAAUCUGCAUUGAGUUUUCUCCAGACCAUGAAGUGGCUAAUACCAUGUCUGGCUGUCCUGAUAUACUCAGUGUGUUUUGAGAUGUGAUGCAGCAGUAGUUUUAUUCAUGAAAAGCCAUUAAUAGGAUUGCUGCAAAAGUAAACAGCAAACAAUUCUUUAACCUUACCAAAUCGCACCUUGUGUUUUUGUAUAAAUGUAGCUAGUAAUGGCGUCAUUUGAGACUCUGUUAAAAAAAUGCAAAGGAACCAAGAAUCUGUAGACUCGCAUGGCAGGCACUAUAUAAGUAUGCUGUGGGACAGGAUAGAGCGGUUUGCACAUCUGUUUAUCCAUCCUGAAAAUAUUGGUUACUACAAUAGGUCAAAGAGCCUCUAGGCCAAAAACAUAUAGUGAGGAAACUGAAGGUAGGAUCUCGUACUCCAUCCUGUAGUAGCAUCUGAUUUAAUACGCUGAGUGGGGUCUUUGAGUCCUAGGAUAUUCGAUCUUUAGUAAGCUAUUAUUUUCUGGGAAGAUUCUUCUAAAUAUAUUUUUCUGUGUGCAGGUUUAUUUUCUUUUCCUUAACUGAGGUUUAGUAUAUGGUGGUUUUGAUUCUGGUCUUUAUAUUCCAACUUGUGGUGUCUUGCUCGUGUUUAGCAAUUAAUACAACACAAGUGGUAAGGAAAUGAUUCUGUCUGCCAAAGCUUUCACAGUUAGCAGUUAACGUAUAUUAACAAACAUGAUGUGUUGUGUUGUUUUUUGGUUUUUUUUUGUGCUUUUAUCAUCCUUUUCAAACCUAUAGCUACACGUUUUAUGGAGAUUUGUCACAUUUUAGAUUUUUAUUUUUGUUAGAUUUGAAAGAAAUAAACAAUCAGCACAGCUUCAGCAGCGUCAGUAUCCAUGUCAAAGACUACAGUUCAAUUAUUUUGCAAUGUGAAGUCCUUUACUGUACUUUUAAAUGUCCUUUACGUGCAACACAUAUACAGAUUCUAGAGGUAUUAGGAAGUGGUUUCUCCUCCUAGUGCUUUGAGUCAUAUCAGCCCAACACUAUAUUAUGGAUUCUGUAGUUGUGCAAUCACUGAUAGUUUCAUAUAGAGAGUGGUUUUUUUUAUUUAUUUUUUUUUUUACCAGUGAAACUACCCACUGCUGUAUAGUGUUUCUCUGAGCACUGUAAGAAGUUACAAUUUAGCUGGUACUUUGAGUUUCACCCUUUAACGAUUACGACCGUUAUAAUGAAUUGGAUUGAGGAAGACAAGGACAAAGGACUUCUUGCACAUAAUGUGUCCUAUUAAAGUUAAUUUUGUUAACUGGGAAAAACACAUUUGUGUAUGUGACUAGCUGGUCUGUCCAAUGCAUAUUGCAUUGCUAAAUUCCUUUAUCUUUUUUUUUUUUUUUUAAACCUUAAAAUGUGUAGGUACAGUUCUUCAAUGUAACAUGGUCCCGAAUGGGCAAUGAUACGCGAAUGGAUUUGGAGAACUCAUUAAACUGCUGCGGACUGCUGAACACAACAGAGAGCAGGACACAAUUUAACACUGAUUACUCUAUGUGCAAAGCGGUGAGUGCUUCACCAAUGUUAGAGACUUACUUCUUUUGGUAGAACUAUAUUUAUUUUUUAUUCACUUUAUUUAUUUAUACUUUAUUUUCUAAUGGAUAACUCCACACACAAAGCACUUCCUACAGUGCUUUAUUCGUCUUUAAUCUGUCGUAUUUGUGACUGCUUAUAAAAGUGCAGAUUUUCAAUCGAAAUUGGCACUUUUAUGUUUGUGGGCGUAAACACCUCCUUCUUUUACUCAGGCAGACAGAGAGGUUUUCUUCAGUUUCUGCUAGCUCCACAAAGAUAAUGGAAGUGGCAGGUGCUAACUUCGUGGCCUCCCCCCUCCUUCAUUGAGCUGUACUACAGCUCAUUGAGACGCAUCGGAACUCUGUGACCGUAUUUGCAUGCUUGCAGCUCCAUUGGUGAUUGCAAAGGGGAGGGUUUUUAAAGGUUUUAUUUUCAUAUACCCCAAAAGAAAAUAUGCAGAAAGGGGGGAGAUAUACUAUAUAGGUUUUUUUUUUCUUCAGUUUUAUUAGUAAAUUUAAUGGUGUGUUCCAAGUCAUCUAAAAAAAAAAAAAAAAAAGACACAUAACUAAUACCACUUCACCGCCACUGCUGGGGUCUGUCUAUAAUAAUUACUAUUAUAAGGGAGUCACUCUGACACUUUAAAAUAGUGAGCAGCUAUAGAAUUCAUGUUUCCAGAUAUGUACAAAAUCUACACUAUUGCAUUUGCUGAUUCUGCUGUUGCCUUUUCUUUGCAGGAAUGCAUAAAGCAACACAAAUGUGUGACCUGUGGUGAUAAAAUGCUGAAGCAUGCAGACGAAGCUCUUAAAAUCCUUGGGGGAGUUGGACUCUUUUUCAGUUUCACAGAGGUAAUGUAAAUGUUUGUUUUGUCCCUUGCAAAAUGCUAGUUCUUGUUUACCUGUUUAAUACUGGAGUCCUAAGAGGCCUCAGCAAUAGUUAUACUGUGUUAUUCAAUAAACUGGGAAUGAAUAAGGGAAUUGUAAAAACACUGUAGUAUGAUCUUAAAGUGCUUGAAACAUUCUAAAAAAUGUGCAUAUAUUUACAUACUAGUUCCUACUUGUUCCUAAUCUGCAAUGUAAACACUGUAUUUUUUGGGGGGGGAGGGGUUUCUCUGAAAAGACUGUGUUUACUGCAAAAAGCCUGCAGGGACAUGGCAUGGACACUAAAACAACUACAUUAAGCUGUAGUUGUUCUUGUGACGAUAGUGUCUCUUUAGCUGUCAGGCAGUCCCCCAGACCAGUAGCAAAGCCAAUCGCCGGCAGGGAUUGGGUAAGUGGGAAUGUCGACCUAAACACCAGCAGGUGGCAUAGAAUGUCCCCGCUGGCAAUCUGCAUUGCUCCCUAUCUGGGGGGGGGACUGUCUGACAGCCUAGACAGUUCUUCCUCGGCAAAUUAGGCCCCCACGGGCCAUGUGAUCGCUCUGAAAGAGCAGUCACAUGGCCUGCAAUAGGCCUCCAUAGUGCUGCCUGCAGGGGGACUUCCUAAACUGACAGGCAGUCUUCCUGCGUCAGUAAAAUAAAAAAAUAAACAUGUUUGUAAAUAAAAAAAAUAAUAGUGUAUGUGUAUGUAUAUCUAUGUGCAGGUAAGGAGAGGAGUUAUGGAUUUAAAUUGGAAUGGAAUUAAGACUAUGGGAAAUGGACGUAGCUUCCCAUUCUUAUAAGAAAGAAAAGUUUUUUUUACCAUCUGGGCAGGCCAGUUAAAACAGGCGUGACGAGCAUGGCAGGUUAAUGUAGGCAGAUGACCAGGGAGUUAGUGGAGUAGUCCGAUAAUGUAGUCGCGACCUCACAGUAUGGUGCGUAUGACGAGGUUCAGAGAAUCAAGGAGACUCUGAAGAUACCUGUGAUGACAUGCCUUCGCCAGAGACGGUCUCCAUGCUGCCUGGUGCACCGGACCCUGCCUGUAGGUAGGCAGUCCUUUCUCAAAUGAGUCCAGUUAGGUACACUGCAAAUUGGGCUGCUGGAGGAGGCUACAGAAAAACAUGGGAUAUUUGAGCGUUUAGGGAAGGAAGUAGGGCCAUGUGUUCUUGUGUGCUUCGGGGGAUAGUAAAUGGUACUUCUAAACUAAGUAUAACUCUACUAGUAAAGGGGAAGGAUGAGUAAUAGAGGUAAAGGCCAGGUGUCGAAGUUAAUUUCUGAAAGUCAUGACCUGUGAAAAGGGUAUAGCGCAUGAUUUGGUGUAGCAGAGAAACGGUGAAUGGAUGUGGCGUAAUCCACAAGCAACACUGCAAAUACCAUCUGGUAUUGCUAGAGCUGCAUGCCUAACCCUAGAACCCAAUAGGUCUUGUAACAGAGGUCCAUAUGUCCCUUGCACACAUAAGGAAGCUGCUCUGGAGCGUGCAGCAUCAGACACACUGCCAGUCUGGAGACAGGGAACAGAUGAUGCCACUCGCUGUGAUGAGGUAAGCAAGGUCGCUGCAAGCGGCGCAGGGGACCUGACCAGUUGGAAAUCACGUCAGAGCUGAGUUGCUGGAUAAUGGGCUGUAUGAGAUGUAACGAUCGUAUGUGUCACAACGUUAGUGGCCUGGUUAUACCGAACUACUGACGUGCUGAAACGUAAUGGCAUAAUAAGAAAUUUAAGGGUUACAUUCAUAAUAAGGGGUAAUGGACCCUCUUGAGAGUAUGGCCAGGUGUAUGCCACUUGGGAAGGUUUGUGAGUGGAUUAGAAGGGUGCUUGUAUGCUGGUAGCAAAAGGAAUAGCAGAUGUGUAACAUAAGACAUGGUUGAUUAAAGGUCGUAAGUUGUGGGAUAGCUGAACUUCAGUCUACGCUUGCACCCUGAUGAUAUCUAACUUAAUUCCAGAUGAGGGUUUGGAAGUGGACUUAGUGGCCUACUGGGGACGUAUGAAGAGUGUUGCAAAGGCCUGGGGAGGGCUUGUGCAGGGAGUAUGCAUAUAAUGCCAAGAGCCCAAAUUUGAGUCCUGAGGUACAGGGUGGUCAUGAGAUGCUGAGUAACACACAUCGUGGGGGGUGGAAGGGGCGGGCGAUUUUGUAAGUCGUAGAACAUUUGGGGGGGGUUACUGGUUGUUAAGGAGGAGCGAUUAACAUAGGUAUUAUAAAGGUUGGACGUAGCAUACCCUGCGAUAUAACUGAUGAUUGAAAGGUCAGCAUGGUGAACAUAUAGAGAUUGAAAACAACUUAUCUUUAUGCAAUAUGUACCUGAUGACCGUUACCUAACUUUAUACCGGGAGUCUAGGCUAAGACCUCUAAAAUGCUAAAGUGAUAGUACAUACAGGAGACCAUAAUGGCCAUCAACCCUGCUAGUGGGGGACAGAGUAUUAGGCAUGAAUAUGCUGGAGACCAAAAUGCCAUACCUUGAUACAGUAAGAGACAGGAUUUUAAAACCUAUGCGAAAGACACUUGAACUUCUGAUUUGGCUAACAAGUUCAGGAAAUGUUGGACUAAAUAAGGUUGAAACAACAAGAAAGUGAAAAAUGAACCCCAUGAAACCAAAUAUUCCUGGCUGAAGAAAACCAUACUUCAAUCAGGAAUCAAACCUAACCCAGACAUAAAGCGUAGUACGUAACAAAAUAAUUACUUUGACAGGCCACAUGGUGGUGAUAUUCGCUUAACCUGCCAGUCUCUUAUACGAAUGGCCGAAAUUCAGCCAAAAUGAGGGGAAUGAAAGCAAAAGCCCUUACCCUUUAUUUUUUAGACUGCUAAAAUAAAGAGCCGAAAUGAAAGUGCCGAACGCGGCACGAAAUGGCAAGAUUAAUGCGAGCAGUGUUACUGUGAGUAGUUAAAACUGCCAAACGAACCCUUUCAGUGAAACGAAAGCUGACACGCGGCAAGUUUAAAAGUGUAAACUGAAUACACACGGUGAACCCAGCCUGUGUGUGUGGGCAGGGGGGAUGUGUAUGUGGGGGUCUAAGGAUUGAUAGCAUGGUGCUGGGGAACCUGGUGAGUAGGAAGGGUACCGAGCUACUGGUCCUGAUGGCAUGCUAAGAGGCACCUGUCAGGAAAACUUACUGUUAGUGAACAGACCUUUUGGACCCGACAGGUGCCUGGCGGUAGCAGCAGCACCCCUUAAGUAUAGUCUGGUUGGAUAGGAUGAAAGGAAACUGGUGUUGUUGGAAAGUAGAGAAACAUGUGAUGUUGGAUGCCAGUCAGGGGUAACUUGAUGGUAUAGUGAGCCUAAAUUUUAAGGUGGCAAAACAAAGUAGUGAGCACAACCAAAUACAUAAUGACCAACAUUAUGUACCUGUAACGUGAAUAGUAAUGGAGAGACUUGUUGACAGCAAUUGCUGGGAGACCAUUAAGGGCACAACUUGAAAUACCUUAGAACCUGGAGGAGUAAUACCGUGUACAUUGAAAUAGCGGAAUCUGGCAGACACGGGAGCCUUACAAGGGCUUAGGAAAUUGUUGUAAACAUGUAAGUGACAACCAAUAUAUACCUUGCAAACAACUGAGGGGUAACACGAGCAACUUAGACUAAAGCAGGUGGCAUGAAUAUGAAAAUACCAGCAAAAAAGUCUAUAUUGCGGGGUAGCCAUCGUGGAGUUCGUUUAGUUUUGUAUGGUAUGGUUGUAACCUGUAACUGAAAUCUGCAGUAUCCCCUAAACAUAGAAACAUAGAAUGUGAUGGCAGAUUAGAACCAUUUGGCCCAUCUAGUCUGCCCAAUUUUCUAAAUACUUUCAUUAGUCCCUGGCCUUAUCUUAUAGUUAGGAUAGCCUUAUGCCUAUCCCACGCAUGCUUAAACUCCUUUACUGUGUUAACCUCUACCACUUCAGCUGGAAGGCUAUUCCAUGCAUCCACUACCCUCUCAGUAAAGUAAUACUUCCUGAUAUUAUUUUGAAACCUUUUGUCCCUCUAAUUUAAGACUAUGUCCUCUUGUUGUGGUAGUUUUUCUUCUUUUAAAUUUAGUCUCCUCAAUUACUGUGUUGAUUCCCUUUUAUGUAUUUAAACAGAACUUGCAAUAAAAGCCUAAAUAGGGCUCUUUUUACAGGAAGUGUUUAUGGAAGGCUGUGCAAGUCACAUGCAGGGAGGUGUGACUAGGGUUCAUAAACAAAGGGAUUUAACUCCUAAAUGGCAGAGGAUUGAACAGUGAGGCUGCAGGGGCAUGUUCUAUACACCAAAACUGCUUCAUUAAGCUAAAGUUGUUCAGGUGACUAUAGUGUCACUUUAACUCCUAAAUGACAGUGAAUUGAGCAGUGAAAUUGCAGGGGAAUGAUCUAUACACUAAAACUGCUUUAUUUAGCUAAAGUAAUUUAGGUGACUAUAGUGUUCCUUUAAACUGAACAUGACUGACUGAUGUUCCUGAUGCAUGUAGACCGUACAAAGAAAGUCUGGGUGGUGCUUAAACGUGAGGGAAUGCAAAAGCAGCAGACAAGAGAACUGCAGGUUUAGCUAGCUGUUUUAGAUUAUACACCAAUGAAAAUUACAUCAUUAAAUGCAUGCAAGCUGUCCCUUGGGGCAUAUCUACUAAACAGUGAAUUACCAAACAAUGUUGGCCCAAUGAGUACCUGCAUACUCAGAGGGCAGACUAACAUUUAAAAUAUAGGGUGACUAACUGAAAUGCAUAUGAUACAGUUUUAUGAAUUUUGAGGUUAUUUAGUAAGAAGAUUUAAGACAUUUAGAAGAUGUGUACAGAGAAUGUAUAUACAAGUUUAUAUUUUAUUUCCUUUACCACAUGUUUGGGCCUGACAUAAAUUUAGUCAGUCAGAUGCAAAACCUAGCCACAUAAUUACUAAACAAUGAAGGCUCAAAAAGUGCAGGAAUACCCAGGACAGACAAAAAACUUUAAUAUGUAGAGUGAAACAUUAAAUUGCAGGGGGACUAACUAAAAUGCAUAUGAUAAAAAUCGAUUAUGGCCUAGUGUUGCCAAGAUACAGUAAGCAGAAUGAGUCAUCGCUGCCAAAUACAGUAAGCAGAAUGAGGCAGGCUAUGUAUGAUUGAAAUAGGCUGAAUAUGCUUUACUGGUAAAAUUUGCCAUAUCCGAAUGGCUGAACAAACAAACUUACAGUUUUGUUGAAAAAAACAAGUUAUAGAAGCCGUGGAUGGGCUGGACGUGGCAGUGCCCCAUGAGCUUCUAGCAAGACGGCUGUUCACUAGAGUGAGGCAAACAAAUACUUGCGUGGGCCACAGUUGGCCAAGACCAGCUUGUUUGGAGUUUAGGCCGUUUGUGUUGAUGACCUUUGAACUGGAUAGUCUCAUCAGCCUGCAUCUCGGAAGACCAGUCACGGUAGGUUAUGGAAGGGGGGUGUCGUUUUUAAAAAUUCCAUAAGCCCUUCCCCACAACAAGAGAGAGAGAGAGAGAUCGCGGACGCUCCAGCUGCUAAGUAACAGUCGGACCAGAACUUUUAUUUUGUUUAGUAGUUUCACUUGUGGCUAAUUACACCUCACCUGUAUCUGAUCAAUUAGCUAGCAGGCUUUUAAAAAGAAGGGAAUCAGCAUGCUGCAGAGUGAGGAGGAAAAGCCAGAGGAAUGGUGUCUUUCAGUUAUACUUUUUGUAAAUUGGCAAGUGGGAAAGCCACGCAAUUCCAGAUAGGGAUUUGCUGUGUAUAGUAAGUGCUCAAGCAAGAGCAAGGAAUUUUGUUUUGUUUAUUUUUCGUUUUUGAAACGUGUGUGUGUGUAUAUAUAUAUAUAUAUAUAUAUAUCUCUAUCUCUCUCUCACCGAAUAAAUCUGAAAAACAGAGCUGGAUGUGUCCUGGACUUUCAUUAUCCUAGAAGAUCUGUGACAAAAAAAAUCCUACCUGGAAAAGAAGUGGUGUGUGUGUGUGUAUGUAUGUAUAUAUAUGUAUAUGUAUGUAUAUAUAUAUAUAUGUGUAUAUGUGUGUGUGUGUGUAUAUAUAUAUAUAUAUAUAUAUAUAUAUAUAUAUAUAUAUAUAUAUACACACACACACUCUCAGAACAAAAAAAAAAUUAUUACAUAUCUUAAUUUCUCACACUUUUUUUAGAUUUUAUUCAUAAUAAAUUGUUUUAUAUUUAAAUAGUUCAUGUGGGGGGGUGGAGCCUGGCAGCCAUACUGAGCGGUCGCACAUUCAAGAGCUCCGUACAAAAAUGCUUAAAUCCAGCCAAAAUCUGGGCACAAUCCUCCUAAAUCGACAGCUAAGCGACCUGGGGAAGGGAGCCCAAGACUGCGAAGACAAGCACCCCGACCGAAAUCAGAGGCUCCUACCCGGGUACAGACCUGAGGUCUACAAGAGGCCUACUCAGCUACAAUGGGGGAGGCAGCCGAUCCCUACGCUGACUGCAGCCCACUAGCCUGGAGGUCUCCCCGGUACACUCCUCCCUCCCCCCCCCCCCAGCCAGUGAGGGUUAUCCCGGCAACCAAAGCCUGUGACAAAGUGCAAAACGACAACAGUGUCUGUCUCACACUGCCGGCACAGCACUGAACACCAUGGCAGUCACCACGUGUAACCCACUGAACGGCACCCUGGUGCCGCCCCUUGAAGAAAGGCUGGAUCGCCUAUUUGCUGCCUUUUGGGCAAAAAUUUAUCAACAAGGGGGCACCAAAGAGGAGACCCCACCAGCAACGUCCCAAAGAGCAGACGUUUGGAGACCUGCGGCUCUCGACCGGGGCACUGGUGAAACUCUGAGGGCGGGAAGGAGGCGGCGGACGACCCGACACAAACCUCUAAACCACAGACCUAGACCAGUGGUGAGUUGUCCUACCCACCAGCAGGGACUACCCCUUCGCAACCCUCAUUAAGGCCAGCACUCACCAGGCUGGGAACACACACAAGAGACUGCAGAGACCCAAAGCGGAACCUUACUGACCACCCACUGCGCCCCUGAGGCUCCCAGUCAGACACCUUCUCCGGCCAUAACACUCACAUGCAAGCGGGGAAUUGGCUUAAACCACCACACCAGCGAAGCACUGGCCCUCAACCAUGAGGCAGGUCGGAGUACUAGCGCAUAAGCCUCACACACUCACACGUUGGGACUCUCAUUUAUCUGAUCUAAGUUCAUUUGUUUAGCAGUCAAGAUUAGCGAUAACCACAAAGCAUACUAGUGUCACACAGAGUAGAAAAGCCUUAACCUACCUAAACGAGAACCUAAUCUACUGUAAUAUACAUAGCAAUGUGCUUUUUGAAUCAGACCUAACCUGUAUCAAAUUAGUUCAUAUGUUAUUUUAUGGUACUCACAGCUAGUUAACUCGUGACACUAGCGAGGAUAUAUUCAGUUGUAACUGCUAUGAUAAGCUACCUUUUCAUUUUUAUUUUAAUGACUUCACUGUUUCGCAAAGCUGAUAUUUGUUAGAAUUAUAUAAAAAUGUGCAAUUCCUCUUGCCACUGUUCAACUUAAGUACAUUCUUAGACACGCUGUUGUGGCGUAUGACAUUGCUAUGUAUAACAUGCACAACAAAAAUAAAGCAUUUAAAAAAAAAAAAAAAAUAAAUAGUUCAUGUGAAAUUAAAGCCCUGUUUCUUGUGAACAAAAUUAUAUAUAAUAAGUGUGGGUGCGCUUUAUAUGAAAAGAGGGGAAUUAUGGUUGAACAGACAUAUAGCGCAAAUUCCAGUUUUUGUCUACGUUUUGUUUUGAUCCCAACUUGUACAAUUGGCUCAGUCCUUAACCCCUUCAGGACGGGUGACGGACGAGGUCCGUCACACAGGGGAGACCCUUAACGACGGGUGACGGACCUCGUCCGUCACGCGGUAAAAUUAACCCCGGAUCGCCGCUAUCGCGGCGAUCGCGGGGUUAAUGGUGCUCCCGGUAUGCCUCUGCAUUAGAGGCAUACCGGGAGCACCCGGUCAAGCUGCCCAGCACAUGUGCUCGCUCUGACCACAAGUCUGAGCGAGCACAUGUGCUCUGUAUACUCACCUACCGGCUCCCUGCACUUCCGGGUUCUGUGUGAAGUGCAGGGAGCCGGAUCAGUGCUGAUCCUGCCCCCUGCUGUAAAAAAAAAUAAAGUUUAUUUAAAGUCCCCCCUUACCCAUUUUAAUAAAAAAUUAACCCCUUCCCUGCCAAUUGAUCACUGACUACAGUGAUCAAUUGGCAGGGAUUACAUUUUACUAUGAUCUGAUUUUUUUUUUUAACCCCUGAGGGUUAAUUUUUUUUUUUUUAACCCUCAGGGGUUAAAUUAAUUAAAUUAAUUAAUUAAAUUAUUUUUAAAUUAUAUAUUUAGAUAGCUGGGGUAGGUGGAAGUUAGUGGGGAAUUGGGGGAUUUGACGUUAGGCUAACUAGGGGUUAACGUUAAAAAAAAGUUUUAAAAGAAACUUUAAAAAGUUAAAAAUUAAGCUUAAAAAAAUAUUUUAAUAACAUUUAAGUAAUAAAAACAAAAAAACACACUUUACCUAGUCCAAAUAAAAAUUAACCCCUUCCCUGCCAGUCGAUCACUGCCUACAGCGAUCAAAUAGAGAUCACAGUAUUAUACUGUGAUCUAAUUUUUUUUAACCCCUGAGGAUUAACUUUUAUUUAUUUUUUUUAACCCUCAGGGGUUCAAUUUAUUUAAUUAAUUUAAAUAUUUUAUAACUAUAUAUUUUGCUAGCUGGGGUGGGUGGGAGUUAUGGGAAAAUGGGGAAUUUACUGUUAGUGCUGCGUACUGCUAGUUAGGGGUUAACAGUAAAAAAAAUAGCUUAGAAAAAUGUUAAAUCUGUAAAAAAGUUUUAAGAAAGUUUAGGAAAGUUUAAAAAAAAUUUAUAAGCAAAACAAAAGUUUAAAAACUAGUUUUUAAAAGUAAAAAGUUAUAAAAAGUAAAAAAAUACAUUUUAAAAACGCUCAUUACCACUACACCUGGAGCAAACUAGAGAAAAAAUUAUCCCACGCCAAGGUUCAAAAUAUGCCUUUUGAAUUACCCCAGGGUGUAUUCUUUAAUAAAUAGUAUGUGUUUGUGGGGAAGUCUCAAUAACCAACCGUCUAAACUAUUCCAAAUUGGAACAUGGACACAGCGUAAAACUUCAAAGUUAGAAAAAAACUGAAUGGCUGCGUCUCAAAUGCGCCCCUUCAACAUCCACAUAUACCUGGCAAAGGUACAUACGGGGGUAUUGCUGUACUCAGCCGACAUAGCUGAGCAACAUAUGAAGUAUUAUACAGUCAUAGUACACAUAAGGUUUGUAAAAUAUGCUGCGCAAACUCACUUUGUAUGUCAAAAAGGCAGAAAAAAUGCUUAUUACCACUACACUUGGUACAAGCUAGCGGAAAAAUGAUCCCACACUAAGGUUCAAAAUAUGCCUUUUGAAAUACCCUGGGAUGUCUUCUUUAAGAAAUGGUAUGGCUUUAUGGGGAAUUUGGAUUAUAUAGCCUGGUAAAAUACUCUAAAAUGGGACAUAGGCACAGCAUAAAAAUUCAAAGUUUGAAAAAAACUGGAAUGGCUGUGUCCCAAAUGUGCCCCUCCGAUGUCCACACAUACCUGGCAAAGGUACAUACGGGGGUAUUGCUGUACUCAGCCGACAUAGCUGAGCAACAUAUGAAGUAUUAUACAGUCGUAGCACACAUAAGGUUUGCAAAAUAUACUGUGCAAACUCACUUUGUAUGUCAAAAAGGCAGAAAAAACGCUUAUUACCACUACAUCUGGUACAAGCUAGCGGAAAAAUGAUCCCACGCUAAGGUUCAAACUAUACCUUUUGAAACACCCUGGGGUGUCUACUUUAAGAAAUGGUAGGCCUUUGUGGGGUAGAUUGAAUUUAAAACCCGCGAAGAUGCUUGGAAAUUGCACAUAGGCCCAGCGUCAAAAUUCAAAGUUUGGUAAAAACGGAUAUGGCUUGGUCUCCUAUAUGGCACUGUAGCUUCACAAAAUAGUGACAAAGACAUUCAUUGAGGGUGUAUUUUUACUCAAAAGACUUAGCUGAGCAUAAUUUUGGGAGGUUUGAACUUAGUGGCACAUAUGAAAUAUACAAAACGCCCAGCAAAAAUGCAAUCCAUAUGUAAAAAAUGCACAAAAUAAUUUUUUUACCACAUACUUUGGCAUAUAUUGGUGAAAAAAUGGGGGUAUGUUAAGGCACAAUAUGCACCUUAUGAGAUACCCUGGAGUGUCUACUUUUACAAAUGGUAGGCCUUUGUGGGGGGUUUUUUGAACAGUCAAACUGUUAUAAUACCCCAAAUGGAAGCUAAGGCUCAUUAAAUCCAUCUCUCAAAAUUCUACUGUGAAUACUGUAAAGGACAGGUCUCCUAUAUGGCACUGUAGCUUCACGAAAUAGUGCCAAAGACAUUCAUAUGGGGUGUCAUUUUACUCAGAAGACUUAGCUGAGCAUAAUUUGGGGGGUUUGAACUUAGUGGCACAUAUGAAAUAUACAAAACGCCCAGCAAAAAUGCAAUCCGUAUGUAAAAAAUGCACAAAAUUUUUUUUUACCACAUACUUUGGCAUAUAUUGGUGAAAAAAUGGGGGCAUGUUAAGGCACAAUAUGCACCUUAUAAGAUACCCUGGAGUGUCUACUUUUACAAAUGGUAGGCCUUUGUGGGGGUUUUUUUGAACAGUCAAACUGUUAUAAUACCCCAAAUGGAAGCUAAGGCUCAUUAAAUUCAUCUCUCAAAAUUCUACUGUGAAUACUGAAAAGGACAGGUAUCCUGUAUGGCACUGUAACUUCACGAAAUAGUGCAAAAGACAUACAAUGGGGGUGUCAUUUUACUCAGCAGAUAUAACUGAACACAAAAUAAAACUUUGUACAGGAAUAGCACACACCAACUUUACAAAAUAUACACGAGAAUUUCUCUGUUAUAAGUUUGUGUGCCAAAAACCAAAAAGAACACAAUUUUACUCCAAUAUUUAGCAGAGGUUGGCGGUAAUAUGGCUACGUAGAAAGUGUCAAAACAACCUUAGGUAAAUAGCCCAUGAUGUCUACUUUAUAUAAAUAUAUACUUUUGUGUGGCAAUUUUGUUUUCUUUUAUGGCUAUUAAGCUUACAAGACAAACAUACCAAAUUCUAAAAUCGCUCCACAUUAAAAUUUUAUUUUACUCCUUGUGCUUUGUGACCUGUAACUACCAAAAAAAACUUAAAAUCCCAGACACAUUAUAUAUUCUGUAAAUCAGAACAAAUAAAUAAAUUUAUUUUUAAUUACUUUCCUUAACCUGCACUAAUUAUGCACACAUUAUUAUUGCAAAAACUGUAAAAAAAAACAAUAUUUUUCAUUUUUUUUGCAUUUUUCUGUAUUUUUUUUAUAAUAAGUAAGCAUUUAUAUAUAUAUAUGUUAUAUCAAAUUAAAGCCCUUUCUGUCCUUUAAAAAACAGUAUAUAAUAUGUGUCGGUGCAAUAAAUGAGAGAGAUGCAAAUUGCAGUUGAACGCAAACAGCAAGAAAAUGCAAAAAUUGCUUGUGUCAUUAAGCGUAAGUCAAGCUUCUGAAGCUGUGUCCUUAAGGGGUUAAGGGCUUAAAGAGCAUUAGAAGGUGACUAUCCAACCAAAAAGGGAAUUGGGAGAAAGUAUCCAACCUUGCUAAAUUGGAGGUGAUGUUUUUUUUUUUUUUUCAACUUUGUAACCACAAACAACUGCUCAACAAAAAUACAAAAAAAUCUUUUUUUUUUUUUUAAAGUUUCUGAUUUUAUUUUGACAAUUUUUUUCCAAGCUUAGAAAAACAUGAUUUCUGAAUAGACCAUGUUAAACAUAUUUCACAUUAUGUUUUAAUGUAGCACAGUGACUUUUGAAUUGAAAAUGUUUAUUUUUCCCAAAUGUUUUGUUGAUGUGGUGUUUUUAAAUAAGUGACCUGUCUUUUAUAGCAAGGUUUUUAUAGCAUAAUCUACAUUUUCUCUUUUUCAGAUUCUUGGCGUAUGGCUUGCAUUUCGCUACAGAAACCAAAAAGAUCCACGUGCAAACCCCAGUGCGUUUCUAUAGGGGAAAGAGAACCUCUUCUCACAAUCCUUCAAUCAUAUAUUUUUUAUUUUAUAGUGUCUCCCAUCUCUUAGCUGCUGACUUCAUAUCCUGUGGAUUGUGUGCUAUACUUGGCAUGGGGAAAGGGACAUAUUCCGUACCUCCAGAUCUGAGGCUGACCGAAAACCUCCUAAAAUAGGGCUUCUUUGAGGAAUGCAAUCAGAACAUGUUUAGGAUCCUAUAAUGUAAAUUGAUUAAAUAGGUUUUAGACUUCUGUCAGUGCACUGGACAUUCCAUGAUACUUGAAAGUGUGACUUGCUUUAAGAUGCAAGGAAUGUGGCCCAAUGCAUUUCCUUUUUCUACAAGGGUUUUUUGUUUUACUAAAGCAUGAUUGAAAAAUAUAAUUACUUCCUAAUUGCCAUGCAUUUUAAAGAGCGGAUUGGAUGAUGGCUCUGUUAAACUGUACAUAUAUAUAUAAAAAUACAUGCCAGUCAUUCUUGAUGAUGUUUUUUUUUCUUUUUAAUUCAUGGCAAAAAUUAAAAAUAAAUAAGCGCUUGUAUGGUCGUACAGACAAACAAUUUAGGUACUCUGCUAGAUUCAGUUUUAAACUUUAAUCCACUCAGGUGAAAACAUUUGUUUAAUUCAGAUAAUCAAACUGCUUUAACUUUCCUGAUUGGCCUCCAGUGACUUUACUGAGGACUUGGGUUAAGCAUUUUUAUAUUGAUCUGAGUGUGUGCUGGUGGCUCUUCACUUUAGCUUGAAGUGAACACUGGAGGAAUAUCACUAAAUACCCAAUAUAAUAGUUCAGCUUUACGACAUUGUGUGCGCACUUGUGCCAACCGUGACAUUGGUGAAUAAACCUCUGCAUAUUGUCCUGAUUAAACCUGCAUCCCUUAAUUCCAUAGUGACUUUUCCAUUGUUAAUUUGUAUUGGCGGACAUCUGAGGAAUCCAUGCACUGCUGUAAUUUCAGACAAUCCUUCUGGUAGUUAGGUUGUCCUGGUUGCUGUAGUCUUCUAACCACCUCAUUGCCCCCUGUAAUAAUCUCAAGACCAACUUGUGGUGUUUGGGAGUGGUACAUACAUACACUCUACAUUGUCAUUCGAGAAAACAUGUUUUAUUCAUUGAAAUAGGUACUGCACCUAUGGAGUUAAUUGCAAAUUCUAAUAGGUAUCCAAUAGGUAGUUAUUAAUUGUAUUUUAUUUGUUUGCCUUUGUUCUUGCAAACUCUUCAAAUUACCAAUAUUCUAUUUUGUUUGUCAUGCUUUGAGUGUGUAUUUGCAAAAGCACCAUCAUGGGAAGAUGAUGUCUAGGAUGCAAAGAAUCAUGGGAAGGGGGCAGUGCCUACCAACUAGUAAUGUAACAAAUGUAUUUCUUAUUUCCUUUGCUGUGCAGUGUAACUGCUUCUGUAGCAUAUACCGGGAUGUUGUCAAUUUGAACUAUUCCCUCCUCCCCCCUCCCCCCCCGCCACCCUCUCCCAAAAAAAGUGACCUUUGUAUUUCGAACUCUUUUUAAAGAGGAACGGUCACUUCUCUGGAAAUGAAACAUCAAAUAAAACAUUGAAAAUUACAUAUAA